CACCGCAUCGAGCUCUCAGCAGCUCGUUUCACCUAUUGGCCAAUACGUAACCCUACAGAUACCUGGCUCUCUCCCGGCACCACAACGACGGAACCGCACAGGAAGACGCAGAAAAAGGAAAGCGAGAUACCCGCCGCGAAAAUGAUGUCCUCCACGACCGACACGGACCCGUACCACCAAUUCCAGUCCGAAGUCCAAUCGCUCCUACAGCAGACCCGCACGUCAUUCACGAACUUCCUACGGCUACGCUCUCUGCCGUCGUCGCCCAACCGGGCGGACCUCGCCUCGGCGCGCCAGGAGCUCAGCGACCACCUCGCGACGCUCUCUGACGACCUUGCGGACCUGACCGCGGCCGUCAAGGCCGUCGAAAAGGACCCGUACCAGUACGGGCUCGAUGUGGCGGACGUUGCGGCGCGCCGGCGGUUCGUCGAGGAGGCGGCCGGCGAGGUCGAGGAUAUGAAGGAGGAGAUGGCCGGGCCCGUUCAUCCGCAGUAUGGAGGCUUCGUCGGCGACGAUGACGACGACGAUGAUCAUUACGCCGCAGACCCGCUCAGCGCUUAUGAACAGGAGCAGCAGGUGCAGAUCAUGCGCGAGCAGGACUUGCAGCUCGAUGGCGUCUACAGGACCGUGGGGAAUCUCAGGGAGCAGGCGCAUGUCAUGGGCCGCGAGCUGGAGGAACAGGCGGAGAUGAUUAGUGCCCUCGAUACGGAUGUGGACAGGGUUCAAGGAAAGCUGGGGAAGGGCCUGAAGGAUCUGAAUAAGUUUAUACGGAAGAAUGAAGAUACGGCAAGUAAUUGGUGUAUUGGCUUGCUGAUACUUGUUCUGUGCAUCCUACUGUUUCUUCUGAUCAUUGUAUAGCAAGCGGUUUUCGGUUUUUUUUUUGGUUUUCGCGCUCUAGAGUUCGCGAUGGAGUUUGGGUGUGCUUUUUACUUCUGGGCGUUGAGUACUCGUAGCCAUAUGUUGUAACCUGGGUGGCCCACAGCGGUCUACAUUAAUAUUAAAUGCCACAUAAAAGCCGUU
Molecule: messenger RNA, 1020 nt
Organism: Tricharina praecox
Lineage: Eukaryota; Fungi; Ascomycota; Pezizomycetes; Pezizales; Pyronemataceae
Product: t-SNARE
Exons: 3
Coding region: 142-858 (238 amino acids)
Biological process (GO): vesicle fusion; Golgi to vacuole transport; intracellular protein transport
Cellular component (GO): endomembrane system; SNARE complex; membrane
Molecular function (GO): SNAP receptor activity; SNARE binding
Source: RefSeq, a predicted model, not a curated record